Messenger RNA from Prosopis cineraria, 2001 nucleotides. Its product is annotated as protein NRT1/ PTR FAMILY 5.2-like. Gene Ontology annotation, biological process: transmembrane transport; dipeptide transport. NCBI's taxonomy places the organism in Eukaryota, Viridiplantae, Streptophyta, Magnoliopsida, Fabales, Fabaceae. The record is from RefSeq and is a predicted model, not a curated record. Gene Ontology annotation, cellular component: membrane. Gene Ontology annotation, molecular function: dipeptide transmembrane transporter activity; tripeptide transmembrane transporter activity.
UCCUCCUUAUCCAGGGUUUCAAGAAGAGCUCAGCCCCUCACUUAGUUUCAGACCACCAAACGCUUCAUAUUGAGAGAGAGAGAGAUAGAGGCUAGAAGAAGAAGAAGAAGAAGAGAUGGAAGAAGAAGGGAUGAGUAAUGAGUACACACAAGACGGAACCGUCGAUCUCAAAGGAAAACCUGUCCUUAGAUCCAAACGGGGUCGCUGGAAAGCAUGUUCCUUCGUCGUUGUGUACGAGGUAUUCGAAAGAAUGGCUUACUAUGGGAUAUCAUCCAAUCUGAUACUGUAUUUGACAACCAAGCUCCAUCAAGGCACCGUUGCUUCAGCAAACAAUGUCACUAAUUGGGUCGGCACCAUCUGGAUCACGCCCAUCCUUGGGGCGUACGUUGCAGACGCUCACCUAGGCCGCUAUUGGACUUUUCUCAUUGCCUCCAUGAUCUACCUCUCCGGGAUGUGUUUGUUGACACUAUCAGUUUCAUUACCUUCCCUAAAGCCACCAAAAUGCAUAGAAAAGGAUUUAGCAAAUUGCAACAAAGCCUCCCCAUUACAACUAGCUGUGUUCUAUGGGGCCCUUUACACUCUAGCAAUAGGAACUGGUGGGACCAAACCCAACAUCUCCACCAUUGGAGCAGACCAGUUUGAUGAUUUUGAUCCAAAAGAGAAGUCCUCAAAACUCUCUUUCUUCAACUGGUGGAUGUUCAGCAUCUUCUUUGGUACUCUCUUUGCAAACACUAUCUUAGUUUAUGUUCAAGACAAUGUGGGAUGGACUCUAGGGUAUGCUCUCCCAACUCUAGGGCUUGCAAUCUCAAUUGGGAUCUUCUUGGGAGGGACACCAUUUUACAGGCAUAAAGUGCCCACUGGGAGUCCCUUCACAAGAAUGGCUAGGGUUAUCGUAGCCGCGAUAAGGAAAUGGAGAGUACCUCUUCCGCAAGACCCUAAAGAACUUUAUGAGCUCGAUUUACAAGAGUAUGCUAAGAAAGGAAAGUUUAGAAUUGACUCCACUCCUACAUUGAGGUUUUUGAACAAGGCAUGUGUGAAAACAAGUUCAGGAACUACUCCAUGGAUGCUCUGCACAGUGACCCAAGUAGAAGAAACAAAGCAAAUGCUAAGAAUGAUACCAAUCUUGAUCUGCACAUUUGUUCCAAGCACCAUGAUGGCUCAAACCAAUACCUUAUUUGUCAAGCAAGGAACUACACUUAACAGACGCAUUGGCAACUUCAAUAUCCCUCCUGCAAGCUUAGGAGCAUUCAUCACUGUGUCCAUGUUAGUCUCAGUUGUUCUGUAUGACCGUUUCUUUGUGAAGAUCAUGAGGAAGAUAACCAAAAACCCUAGAGGCAUCACACUUCUUCAGAGAAUGGGAAUUGGGUUAACAAUCCACAUUGUGAUUAUGGUCUCAGCAAGUUUCACUGAGAGACACAGACUUAGUGUGGCAAGAAAAAAUGGGGUUGUUGAGAAUGGAGCUCAAGUUCCUCUGAGCAUAUUCAUUUUGCUUCCUCAGUUCAUUCUCAUGGGAACUGCUGAUGCAUUCUUGGAAGUUGCAAAGAUUGAAUUCUUCUAUGAUCAAUCACCAGAAAGCAUGAAGAGUCUUGGGACUUCGUAUUCUAUGACUACCCUAGGUGUUGGCAGCUUUCUCAGCACUAUUUUGCUGUCUACUGUUUCAAGAAUCACUAGCAAUAACAAUCAUAAUCAUCACCAUGGAUGGAUCUUGAACAACCUCAAUGCUUCUCAUCUCGAUUACUAUUACGCGUUUUUCGCGGUGCUCAACUUGUUGAACUUCUUUUUGUUCAUUGUGGUGACCAAGUUUUAUGUGUAUAGAGCUGAAGUAUCGGAAUCCAUUCAAGUUCUCACUCAAGAGCUGAAGGGGGACGAAGUGAAUCCAAGACAUCUUAGUUAGUUGCCUUGAUUUGAUUAAAAAAAAUGAUAAUAAAGAUUUAUAGCUUUUGGGAUCAUGAUGAGUGAUUGGGUGUUUAAUUCUAUAGUGUCCUUGUUUUUUUUUUUUGG